AAGAGAGAAGAACACUGUUUUCUUAAUUCAAACAAAUGUUUUCUUGUAACUUUUGUAUAAUAUUGCUAUAUGUGUAAACAGAUGKAAACAUAAGAUUUUUUAUCUGCCAUGSACAUCCACUACAUACUCUGUUCUAGUWMKUUCAGUAAUUAUCAUCCUUUCAGUAAUAAAGAAAUUAGUAAAAAUGUGUUUUGGGUAUUUUUUGGYUAAAAAUUGCAACAAUUCGACGGAAGUUUAUUUUUGGAAAAAUGUUGSAAAAGGAACUUCAUCUAUUUAACAUGCAGGUUUUCUGUAUGUGUGUAAUGUAACUGRAAAGUGCUCUGCGCAUGUGUGARCUGAUCCAAACUGAGCGCGGUCCACCUGUGGAGGCUGAGUAUGAUAAGGCAAUUACAGCUGCAGGUCGGGUUUCUGCUCUGCGGCGAAGCGGCUGAUGUGACACCGUUUCAGGCUGUAUUACAGAAGUAUAACCGCGAACAAGACGCCUGGAAAUAAAUUACAACAAGUUACUGCGGACAUCUGCCUUAUUACUGAGUCACUUCAUCAUUAUCUGUCAAGCUCAGCUGUCAUGAAUCCCGCAACCAGCAGACACGAUACAAACACGCCAGAGCGGUACRCCUCCCAGGCUUCAUCUUCUUCAUCAGGAACGGGAGGAAGUGGACAAACGGGAGGUUUGUAUCUAAAUGCCUAUGAGGUUUCGUUUCCCUUCGAAGAGAGUGUGGAGCGCCCAGCUGCCUACCACCUGAACCACGGCCAGCAGAUGGUUGAAGAGCCAGUGGUGCAGGAGUCUCUUCACGCCCAGUACAGCCCUUUCAUCCUGAUUUCUAACCUGCGGGCUCACCUCUACGUCUCUCUGGAGAAGAAUGCCUGGCUGCAGAAACGCAUCGAGGAGCUKGAAGAGGAGCGAAACUUCCUGCGCUGUCAGCUGGACCGCUUCAUCGUCAGCAUGAGGAGUCCAGAUGUGGYAGACUGGUGUGGAGAAGCCCAGCGUACUGUGAAAGUCCAGCCUGCCAGCUCUCCAUCUCCUCCUUCCCCGAUGACCACCAGGUCGGGGAUGACCCUCAAACGCCUCCAGGGCCCCGGWACUCGGAUCCGCCGCAACGUCACUGUCCCCGUCAAGCAAGAGUUUCAUCUYGAAGAAGACAAAUAUUACACAGAGGAAGAGUUUGUUGAGGAAGAGGAGGAGGAAGAGAUGGAGGAUGAUGCAGACUCGCCUGUGGAGAGCGGGUCAAAGAAGAAGAGCCGAGGGCGUGGCAGCGGAGAGCCGAAGAUGAAGAUGAGGAGGAUCUUCAGGAUCACGCAUGGAAGGGAGAGGCAAAGAGUUAAGGACCCAGAUGGGGUUCUGAUUCGCUAUAAGAAGAUUCUGUCCACAUACCAGCGGGUGAGGAGCAUGUCCAGAGCCUUCCAGAUCCACAGAGUCGACCGAAACACGAUGGCCUCCACCUCCCCGAUCGCAGAGCUCCUGCUUGUGGCCCCAGAAAAGGUGUUAACGUCACUUUUAUGACUAGAGCAGCAGGCAGAUCAAAAUAUUUUAUAUUAAUCAAAAAUUCUGUGAGCUCUCUGAAGGCUUUUCCUUGGAUUUUGGCUGCUUUACAUUUUCAGUAUUUGAGUGGACUUUUUUUUCGGUUUUAAAGCUUUUAAUGUAGUUUAAAUUUGAUGAAGAAAAUAACCUAUAAGAGUGACAAAUUCAGGAAUAACAGCACCAGAAAUUCACAUGAAGUAAAAUGUUUUUAUGGGUUGUAUUUCAGCUCAUCAGAAAUUGUAAGGARUUAUCAUUAUGUUUGUGCAAGAAAAUCAUUCAAACCUGUGCCUUCAACAGGUCAUURAUUUAGGACAUAGAUUGUCCUUGUUUGGUCAUUUUCCUGCUGAAUUUCUACAACUCCCUUAGAUUCCCACCUUUGUGAARACAUAAGUUUUUCUCCUGCAGGUGACUGAUGUWGGAGAGUUUGAGGCCUCCAAGGAGAAGCUUCUGGAUUAYGCCAGGCGAUGCUACAAGACCAUGGAUGAGGAGACGCAYGCUAAGGUCCAGAGCAUGAAGAAGACCAACAAGCUGCUCCCAAUCUCCUACAGGUUCAGGAACUGAGGAAGGGAAGUCCUGCUGGAAAUCUWAAUCUUCUUUGCCUUAAAAAUAAAGUUAUGCAAAGUGCUACCAGCCAAAAUACAAUAUUUAGUCUACAUAUAAGAGAUCCAUGUGAUGAGUUUUGUUUUGUUUUUUUCCYGUUGGRCAGAUUUYACUUUGAGUGGAUCCUUUUUUUCUUUUUUGCCUGCAGUAAUUUAAACAUAAGACACAAUGAUCGUCAUUGUCUGAGCUKYUUUGUUSUUGUAUUAUUGUUUUUGUUUGUACAUUAACUGAAGAUCUGUAUUAACUUAAUAGAAUGUAACAGAAUGUCRGUGAAUAUAUUUUGUUUUUUUAAAGAGAAAAAUUUAUUUUUACUCAGUGGUUACUGCAGGACGUCUACAUACCAAGCUCAGGAAUUUUGAUUUCUGUUAGACAAACUUUUUUUUUUUCACUUUGUGAUUUAGUCUUUUGCACACUGAAAAAUAAAUGUCCA
Messenger RNA from Poecilia reticulata (guppy), 2549 nucleotides. Lineage: Eukaryota; Metazoa; Chordata; Actinopteri; Cyprinodontiformes; Poeciliidae. The record is from RefSeq and is a predicted model, not a curated record.